UGCAGUGACUCAGAGUGGAAGCGCUAGAAACAAAAACACCGCGACGCGACAUUUUUCAUCUUAUUUCAUUUCCUCUUCAUCUACAGGCCCGAUUUACACGGUCCGAUCUAAAAAACAGCAAUACUGCAUGAUCGGAACUAAUCCGACUGUAAUCGAACACGAGAGGUUUGAAGCUGAUUGUGGGACAUUCGACAUCAGGGUCUUUAAAGAGGCAGACGGCCGUCUGCCGUGUCUGUCGCGAGACGCCCGUGCGCCAGGACCUCCGGCCGGGUACCAGCGGGUCACUUCCAUGAGGUCAGAUGGGCUGAAAUGGGUUUCCCCUCAGAAACAUGAGAGAGAGAACAAUGACGUCCAUUCAAGCGUGUAGCGCUUUCACAGCUCUGAUGCUGCUCAUCUGCGUCUCACACUCAUAGAAGACUCCGACCCCCCCAUCCCAUCCCACCCCAACACACACACACACACACACUCGACAUGUCUGCUCUACAGGCAUCAUGGCCGCCCGGCACCGAGUGUGUGGCCAAGUAUAAUUUCCAGGGCAGCACAGAGCAGGAUCUGCCCUUCUGUAAAGGAGACUUACUGACCAUCAUCGGUGUAACCAAGGACCCAAACUGGUACAAAGCAAAGAACAUAGUGGGCAGUGAGGGCACCAUCCCAGCAAACUACGUCCAGAAGAGAGAGGGCGUGAAAUCUGGAGGCAAACUGAGUCUCAUGCCAUGGUUUCACGGUAAGAUCACGCGAGAUCAGGCCGAGCGGCUGUUGUAUCCGCCAGAGACGGGUCUGUUUCUGGUGCGCGAGAGCACAAAUUUCCCCGGCGACUACACGCUGUGUGUGAGCUGUGAGGCCAAGGUGGAACAUUACCGCAUCAUCUAUCACAGCGGAAAACUCUCCAUCGAUGAGGAGGAAUACUUCGACAACCUCAUGCAGCUGGUGGAGCACUACACGAAAGACGCAGACGGUCUGUGCACACGCUUGAUCAGACCCAAACUGAUGGAGGGGACGGUGGCAGCGCAGGACGAGUUCUCCAGGAGUGGAUGGGCUCUGAACAGAAAAGAUCUGAAACUUCUGCAGAGUAUCGGUAAAGGAGAGUUUGGAGAUGUAAUGGUCGGAGAUUACCGCGGCUCAAAAGUGGCUGUGAAGUGCAUCAAACAUGACGCCACGGCUCAGGCGUUCAUCGCUGAAGCUUCAGUCAUGACUCAGAUGAGACACCCUAACCUGGUGCAGUUAUUGGGUGUGAUCGUGGAGGAGAGGGGCAGUCUGUACAUCGUCACAGAAUACAUGGCAAAGGGCAGUCUGGUGGAUUACCUGCGCUCGCGGGGUCGUACCGUGCUCGGGGGCGAGUGUCUUCUCAAGUUCUCUCUUGACGUGUGUGAAGCGAUGGAGUAUUUGGAGGCCAAUAACUUCGUUCACAGAGAUCUGGCGGCUCGUAACGUCCUGGUGUCCGACGACAACAUUGCCAAAGUGAGUGACUUCGGUUUGACCAAAGAAGCCUCGUCCACACAGGACACGGCCAAACUGCCGGUGAAAUGGACGUCACCGGAGGCUCUGCGAGAGAAGAGGUUUUCCACCAAAUCAGACGUUUGGAGUUAUGGAGUUCUUCUCUGGGAGAUCUUUUCCUUCGGCCGCGUGCCGUACCCGAGAAUCCCGCUGAAGGAGGUUGUGCCGCGGGUGGAGAAGGGAUAUAAGAUGGAUCCUCCUGACGGCUGUCCGGCCGCCGUCUAUGAUCUGAUGAAGCAGUGCUGGACACUGGACGCCGCCGGACGACCCUCCUUCCUCAUGCUGCGGGAGAAACUGCAGCACAUCAGAGCCAAAGAGCUGUCUCUGUGAGGGGCCGCGGGGGUCCGUCUGAGAGCCGGGACGCUGCGAGAGUAAAGAGGACAAGAGAAAAACCGUUGUGUCACAAAACCAAACCUCUAACUGUGGAUCAACAUUCUCGCUCUGCUUGUGUGAGUGUGUGAGUGUGUGUUUGAUGAUGGACGCACACUCUUCACAUGAGAGGAGGAACACUCAUCGUGUGUGUGUGUCGCUCAUGUCAUUCUCCUCUCUGCUCGUAGCAUCAGUGAGGAUUGCGGGUCUUUUCCUCCUGUGUUUUCUCUUUAUGUUUUUUGCUGAAGUGAUUGUCAUGGGAACACGCAGCUCAUAUUUUACCCCGACUGUUAUUAGUAAGUGCUCUUUAUUUCAACCAAACCACUGUUGGUUUUUUGUGUUGUAACAUCAUUUAUGUCACUUACUAUAUCAUAAAAGUAUCAAAUAAUGUGAGAAACUAUCUCUAGAUUAUGAGUACUGUAUGAAUAAAGCAGUUGAAGUAUG
This is a messenger RNA of Triplophysa rosa, 2307 nucleotides long. Its product is annotated as tyrosine-protein kinase CSK. The record is from RefSeq and is a predicted model, not a curated record. Lineage: Eukaryota; Metazoa; Chordata; Actinopteri; Cypriniformes; Nemacheilidae. Gene Ontology annotation, biological process: protein phosphorylation; regulation of Fc receptor mediated stimulatory signaling pathway; adherens junction organization. Bases 472 to 1824 code for a protein of 450 amino acids. The transcript has 14 exons. Gene Ontology annotation, molecular function: protein binding; protein tyrosine kinase activity; ATP binding.